Messenger RNA from Paramecium primaurelia, 916 nucleotides. The record is from the annotation of a GenBank genome assembly. NCBI's taxonomy places the organism in Eukaryota, Ciliophora, Oligohymenophorea, Peniculida, Parameciidae.
AUGCUAUACUUCUAAUUUACAGGAUUUUGUUUUCAUUAUUUCUAAAAUUAAUAAAUAUAANACAGCAAAUUCCAAUCUUUAUUAUUCCUAUUCCUUCCAUCAACUCAAUAAGGAAUCAGAUGAUUCACCAUAUUAGAAAACUGAAAAUAUUGAUUUAACUUCACUUUAUUACAAAGUUGGGAAAUACAUUAAAAUUUAUUUUCAAUACUCUUAAAGUUUCCUUGAAUAUAAUCCCUUCUAUUUUUUCCCUAAGUAAGUUUAUCAUGAAGGGGUUGAAUACUAAAAAACAGUGAUAGAUAGUGUACUUUAUUUCUAAGAUGCCAAUACAUUAGCAAGAAUUGAAGUACAUUUAGAUGCUAAGAAAAAAGUUUGUUUUAUCACAUAUUAAACCUUAAUGGAUGUAGUUGCUAAGUUAGGUGGUUUGUUUACAAUUAUAAGGGCUUUAUUAGAUUUUUUACUUUUACCAAUAUAAUCAACACUCUAUAAACUUUUUUUGAUAAAAUUUUUUAUAAAACAUCAAAAUGAGGGCAAUAGUAAGGAUGCUCUAUUGAAAAAUUCUUAACUGAAAGAUAUUAGUUUAACAAACCUAAUAACUUCUUCGACUUAAAGAGAAUUUUUUCAAAAAUAAUCCAAUUUAAUUAAUAAAUAUUUGGAUGUGAGACAAAUAUUAAUACAUCCUCUAUAAUUUACAUAAAAAAUAGAAUGUUUAAAGGAUUCUAUAAAUAAAAUUGAUUUAUUAAGUUCUAGAUAAAUCAAACUUAUAAACAAGCAAGAAGCAGAUGAAUUAUUAGUUUAAAGAAAUAAUGAAGAGUAUAUAAAUUGUAAAUCCUUAAGUUAUGGUACUAUCAAUUCAGAACAUAAGAUAGGAAAUUAAAAUCAUUGCAUCAUUCCAAAAUUGCAAGUGUAAAUACAUUGA